Lucilia cuprina (Australian sheep blowfly) is the source of this 2082-nucleotide messenger RNA. RefSeq lists its product as uncharacterized. The transcript is spliced from 6 exons. Bases 797 to 1501 code for a protein of 234 amino acids. Gene Ontology annotation, molecular function: cysteine-type endopeptidase activity. Lineage: Eukaryota; Metazoa; Arthropoda; Insecta; Diptera; Calliphoridae. Gene Ontology annotation, biological process: proteolysis. The record is from RefSeq and is a predicted model, not a curated record.
UUAAAAUAAUAAGAUAAAAAAGUGUCAAUAAAAAAUAUAUAUGUAUAUAAUAAAAAAAAUAAAAAAUAAAUAUAGAAAUAAAGUGAAAUAUUAAAAAAAAAAUACGGUGACUACUCAAUCGGGUCUAGAAAAUUGACAAGGAACUUUUCUACUAACAAUUUAUUCGCAAACUAUAAAGCGAUCAAGAUUCAUGACUUUAGAAAUAGGUUUCGUUAAAUCUUAUGGAUACGGUUCGGUACGGUACAAUAAAUAUACUAAUUCUUUACCGCGAUAAUCGAAUAUACCUCGCAAAGCCCUGUGGAUACGGUACGCGCGAUUUAUUUGUAACGAAAUCAUUUUUUAGUGUUAACGAUAAUUUCGAUCGUAAUAAUAUUUGAGUAGCAAACAUUUUUCAUAAAUUAAUCUAAUACAAUAAAAAAAUAGUGCAAUUAAUUUAAUAAAAAAUUUGUAAAAAUAUUUGCAAAAUAAAAGAAAUCCAAGUAUUUCUUAUGGCCUUUUUAAAUUUAAUAAAAUAUAUCAAAAUGUGUGUGUUAAAAAGAAAUUGUAGUCUUAUCUAAUGCUCAGUAAAGUGUAUGUCAAGAAUAGAAUGUACAAUACCGGACUUAUGCAACUAGCACAUUGCCAACUAGGCUACCAGCCAAUAAGUAGAUACGAAAAUAUUUCCCGCAAGUUUCACCAAUUCAACAGUUUCAAAAAAAAUGAUAUUCAUCAGUUGGUCGAAAUGUCUCUUAAAUCUCUUUGAUGGUGGUUUACAUUUUUGUUGGUCGUUCGGUUGCUUGGUUGGCGGAAGAAAUAUAUGCACAGAUGCAUCCAACAUUUAUUUAUUGUUAUUGUUACACUAGAGAUUGCUGCUGCUGCUGUUGCUGGCAACAUCAAUGGCUCAACAGCAAUGGGCCUUCAAGAUAUUGGACUCCACAAACUCCCACACACUGUUCAUUAUUUCUUUGGAAGGCAGAUGACUGAGUGUGUGGGAGUAAGAUUUUUUGUUAAGACCGAUCCCAGAUGGCUUGAAAAAUUUGACCAAUGCAAGUUUGUUGCUGUAGUCUAUCUAUUUCAUGGGAGCACUGAUGAUCACAUUAUUUGCAAUAACAAGAUCUUGGCAAUAAAAUGUCAUUUUCUGCAUCCACUCUUCUGUAUAGAACAGCUAAAUGGCAAACUUAAAUGGUUAAUAGCACAGGCAUGUCGCGGCAACCUGGAGGGUGAUGACAUCGAUACAGAUGGAGAUAUAGAAAAUAAAUUUUUGAAUUAUUAUAUGAUUUCCUAUUGCACUACCGAAGGAACACUAAGUUAUCAGUUUGAUAAUAGAGGUAAAAUUUUCAUACAAUAUAUAUGUGAAGAACUUGCUAAUAAUGCCGAUAAUGACUGCAUGACAUCACUGGUUACAAUGAUGAAUAAUGUAAAUAAGAAAAUUUACCAAUAUGGCAUUAAAAUGGAUACUAAGCAUUUUCCACGAUCUGAAUUCUAUAAAAAUUUUCAAGAUUAUUACUUUGGUCUGUAUUAAAUUCAGAAAUAUUCUUAUUUAAAACACAAUAAUAAUAAAAUGUUAAAUAUUUUUGAAAUACCUAAAUUAUGUUAGAGCUUUUUAUUAUAGCUUAUUCUAUUUUAGAGAAAGGAAAAAACGAACCCCCAACAUAACAAUUUUUAGUGCAACUUUGAACAGAUUAGCUCAAAAUCAUUUUUUGUUUAGAUAGGUAUAACGACAGGAAGUCUGAAAGGUCAUUAAAUGAAAUGCUUCAAAGAUUGAGUUUGAUUAAAGACGAACAAAUAUAUAAUAUAUAUUGGAGGCUUAUAGAAACCAAAAUCCGUUUUCAAAUGAAAUCAAUUUUCUUAAGAACUGCAUGCUUCAAAUCUUUAAAACUUUUAUCAGAUAUUUUUUCGUCAAGCAAUAUCGGUUCAUAGUAGCCCCCUAAUCAAUAGAAUAGUAAGUCUACAGGUUUAUUAGUAGAACACUCAAUAACUAAUCCAAUGGUUCAUAGACUAUAGUCUAGUCCAAGGGACUAGACUGUGGUAUUUUUAUGAGGGCAGGUAAAAAUAUCGCUCGUGAUCACUCGAAUGAAAAUAUAAAUUGCGUAAAUUUGAGAU